This is a messenger RNA of Vanrija pseudolonga, 1983 nucleotides long. RefSeq names its product putative indole-3-pyruvate monooxygenase YUCCA8. Bases 43 to 1983 code for a protein of 646 amino acids. The transcript has 2 exons. Gene Ontology annotation, molecular function: monooxygenase activity; flavin adenine dinucleotide binding. The record is from RefSeq and is a predicted model, not a curated record. NCBI's taxonomy places the organism in Eukaryota, Fungi, Basidiomycota, Tremellomycetes, Trichosporonales, Trichosporonaceae.
CGCAAUGCCUCUCCGUCAUCACCUCCUUGACACUUCCGCAUCAUGUCCCCUACCGCCCUGGUUGAACGCGACGGCGCCGUAGACUCGAUUGCCCAGCUCAAGGCCCUGGUCGCCAAUGGCCAUGCAACCCACCCGAACGGGGCACCGAAGAGCACUCUUGUGCGCGACGGGCCCAUGCGCCAGCCAGUCAAGAAUGACUUUAUGUACGAGUUCAAGCACGACGUCGAGCUACCAACAAUUCAGCGCAAUGGCGACUUUGCCCUGGAUGUCGACGCCGUCGCGGUCGCGGACCAGGUCAUCGCCCAGCUUGCCGCGGCAUUUAACAAGCCGUCGAUGUUCGCGGACCUGUUCAUCGAAGAUGGCGUCUGGAAGGACAAGGUUGUCGUCUCCUGGGACUAUCGCUCAUUCAACGGCGCAGCAAAGAUUGCAUCGGCCGCAGAGGACAUCUUGGUGCCGGUGUCCAAUGUCAGGCGCCUCGCUCCCACCCCCAAAGUCGAUCGCCCGUACCCCGACCUUGCCUGGAUCAAGGUGCACUUCUCAUUCGACACCAACGUUGCCGGGGCUUCGGGCGUUGCCAACAUUGUCAACACCCCCGCCGGUCCAAAGAUCUGGACGCUGCACACAGUGAUCGAGUCGCUCCACCAGUUCCCAGAGCUGCCCAACCGCGAUGGGCACAUGAUCGCUCCAGUCUCGUGGGCCACGCAGCGCGCAACGGACACCAAUUUCGAUGACAGGCAGCCCGACGUCGUCAUUGUCGGUGGUGGCCACAACGGCCUCAUGAUGGCGGCACGUCUCAAGGCUUUGGGCGUCGAUGCACUCAUCAUCGAGCGCAACGCGCGCAUCGGCGACAACUGGAGGUCUCGAUACGAGGCCCUGUCCCUCCAUUUUCCGCACUGGGCCGACCACUUCUCCUACAUGCCCUACCCCGAGCACUGGCCCGUGUACACUCCGGCGGCCAAGCUCGGCGACUGGCUAGAGUGGUAUGCGUCGGCGCAGGAGCUGUACGCGUGGACGUCGUCGUCCGUCGAGGACGUCACCCAGGAGGCCGAUGGCUCAUGGGUCAUUGGCCUCGAUCGCAACGGCGUCAAGCGCACUCUCACGCCCAAGCACUUGGUCAUGGCCGCAUCUCUUGCUGGCGUCCCAAUGUCGCCGGUGGUGCCUGGCCAAGACUCUUUCACCGGCACUAUUCGCCACUCCACGGAGCAUGACUCGAGCCGCGAGUGGGUCGGCAAGCGGGUCUUGGUGGUUGGCACCUCGAGCUCGGGAUUCGACACGGCCUACGACUUUGCGCGCCGUGGCAUCGACGUUACCAUCCUCCAGCGCUCUCCGACGUAUAUCAUGAGUUUGACCCACUCGGUGCCACGGAUCAUCGGUCUGUACGACCCCAAGGAUGGGCGGCCGAACCUCGACGAGUGCGACCGUGCUGCCUACUCGAUGCCCGUUGGCCCCGGUGAACCCCUUGGCCGUCGCCUGGCCGAGGACCUCGAGGUGCUGGACCACGACCUGCUUGAGGCAAUGGAGAAGCGCGGGUUCAAGACGUGGCGCGGUCAGCGCGGAACUGGAACACAGACGCUGGGCUACACCAAGAACGGUGGCUUUUACUUUGACGCCGGUGCUUGUAAGCGGAUUGUCAACGGCGACAUCAAGGUUGAACAGGGGUUCGUUGAGCGGUUUGCUUGCGACACGGUCGUGUUGUCCGGGGGUCGCGAGCACCACUACGACUUGGUCAUCAAUGCGACUGGGUUUAGCAACACGAUCGACUCGGUUCGAGCGACCCUUGGCUCGGCUGUGGCGGACCGCUGCGACAAGAUCUGGGGUAUGGAUGCCGAGGGCGAGCUGAACGGGGCGUGGAAGCACUGCGGGGUGGACAAUCUCUGGAUCAUGGUGGGGACCCUGCAGCAUGGCCGAUAUCAUUCAAAGCGGGUUUCGCUGCGUAUCAAGGCGAUGCUGGAGGGUAUCGCCGGGGUGAGGUAUGUCAAGUAG